AUGGUAUUGGCUCGAUUAGGAACAAAUCGGUUGUGUUGUUGCACAUUUGUUGAAGCUAGGUACUUUUCGUCACAUUCCUUCAUUGAUCAUUACAAGGUGCUGGAAGUCGCCCCCAAUGCGACAGCGAAAGAAAUAAAGUCUGCAUUUUAUCGUUUGUCCAAAAAGUAUCACCCAGACGUCGUUGCCGAUGGGGAAAAGGAUGCCAGCGCCGAAAACUUUCACAAGGUCUCCCAAGCUUAUGAAAUACUCGGAAGUGAGGAGCAGCGAAAGUUGUACGAUAUGACACGGGUAAGGAAUACACCAAGCACCGCCUCUGAUGUUCGCUAUCAAGCUAGGAACUAUCCCCGGGAAAAGCAGUACACGGAUAUCGACAUCGACUAUAAAGAUUUUGAACAUUUUCAAAAAGCUACGCGACGCCGCCGAAGUGCUCACCCUCACUUUGACUUCCCAGAAGAAUUUUUCGAAGGUCUAGGCGGAAAGAAGCGAGAAUUUCGGAGCGAUUGGGAUGAGGAAUCGGCAAAGUUGAACUCACGCUAUCGGGAUCCGCGUGCGGCCGCCCGAGAAAUGGACGAGAUGCAGGCCGAAAUUAAUCGGCGCCGAGAGCAAUUUGAAGCGAGGUUCAAAAGCGACUCGUUGGAUAAGAUGCUAGAAAAUAAGAGGAAAGAGGCCGCAAAGGAGACCUCCAAGUAUUACGCGGCGAUGUUCUCCCUCAGCACAUUGGGCCUCCUACUCUUUAUGCUAGCUAGA
This is a messenger RNA of Mesorhabditis spiculigera, 747 nucleotides long. Lineage: Eukaryota; Metazoa; Nematoda; Chromadorea; Rhabditida; Rhabditidae. The record is from the annotation of a GenBank genome assembly.